Messenger RNA from Tachysurus fulvidraco (yellow catfish), 2596 nucleotides. Its product is annotated as fibroblast growth factor receptor-like. Gene Ontology annotation, cellular component: cytoplasm. Gene Ontology annotation, molecular function: ATP binding; protein serine/threonine kinase activity. Bases 444 to 2465 code for a protein of 673 amino acids. The record is from RefSeq and is a predicted model, not a curated record. Lineage: Eukaryota; Metazoa; Chordata; Actinopteri; Siluriformes; Bagridae. Gene Ontology annotation, biological process: regulation of mitotic cell cycle; negative regulation of apoptotic process; protein autophosphorylation. The transcript is spliced from 18 exons.
UAAUUGUUGAUCAGCUGUCAUGUUGCUGAGUGCCUGUAUGUGCAGCCGAAUAUGCGCAUUAUUUGCACAUGCCUGCGUUAGCUGUAACAGAGUGUUACAGUAUGUAUGUGGUUUACAUGCUUACUGAAAGCCCUGACUGAAACCCCACCGCACGCCACUGAUUAGUAAAAAUGUGUGUACAUAAUGAAUUUUACUUUGAAUACAAGCGUGUGUGUGCAUUAAUACGGUCUGGGUUAUGCUCAGUUCACUGGGAUAUUUACUUUUAAAACGUGACGUCAGUGACGUCAGAGACAGAUGUUUUGGCGCUACUGUGGUAUCUAUAGUAACGCUGAUGUUAUUAUUUGAAAAUGAUAGAAGAAGAAGUUAUCUGAGCAUCAACUCAAAGCGCGACUUGAGCAGAGAAAGUGAUCAUCGAAACUCCGUCCGCUAAGUUUAAUUAAAAAAUGAGAAUAACUUCUCUGGAACGUUUGGCACCAGAGGAUAGAGGCAACUACCUGCCUGAAGGGGAAAACAUCUCUUUUCCUGGCCCUCUGAUGAGCAGUAAGACCCAGAAGGAGGAUGUGAUGCGGUUUAUCCAGAGAAAAUCCCAGGAGUGCCUACAGCAUGUGGAGGAACCCAACCAAAAGGAAGCUUAUUUCUUCUGGAAGCUUAUGGAGCUGCGUUGCAACCAAAAUGGAAACACACUGCUGGCUGAAGUCGCUGUGCUCCUGUUUAAGAACUACAGACUUCUGAAGAAACUGCUAGGGGUUAACAAUCAAGAUAGCUGGUGUCUUCCGCUGGCGAAACUUUUAUGCUCUGACAACCCAAAAGACCAGAUACUGAAUGAUGUGAUUCAAAUGGGACAGGACCUUGACUCCAAAGGACUGACCCAUGCUGCACAGCUGUGUUACAUAGUUGCAAUGGAGGAGCUGCAGAUUUUAGAGAGAUCCAGCUUCGAGCUCAUUGGCUGUGACAGACUGGGAAUCAGCCAAUCAGCCAUGAGGGAAGCGAUUGAAAAAACUGAGGUAUACGAAUACGUAUGUUGGCUGACCACAGGGUUCUCCCAGCCAAACUUCCAGAGCUUCAAGUCCUAUCACGCCAUCAGGCUAUUUGAGUUUGGCCUUUUCGACCAAGCCUUUGAGUACUGCAAGACCAUCGCUACAGCAAUCGCUUCCUUUCCACAAGAAAUCUCAAAGACCACGAUGAAACUGACCAUUGCGCUUUCAGAGACGCUACACCAAGGGAAGGGAAAAGAACCAGAGUGGCUGCUAAAUCUUCGUCAACUGUACGCAGAUAAAGUGUUUAUGCCGAUGACCCCAGAAGGUAGCCUAAUGUAUAGUGUGGUGUUCAAUCUCCAGCGUCCACGUGAGGAAUGCCAUGAUAAAACCUGGGAGGUGUUUGAGUCCCAGUACACUACUGGAGAGCUGCUGGGUAAAGGAGGCUACGGGAGUGUCCGUGCAGGAGUCCGUAAGGCAGACGGUAAACAGGUUGCCAUUAAACAUGUGGGCAAGACGACGAAUGACGUUUUCAUCACCAUUCCUGGAGAGACACACAGCCUUCCUCUGGAGGUUGCACUGAUGGAAAUGGUGUCCAAGCCAUCUCGAUGUGAGAAAGUGUUGGAGCUGUUCGAGUGGUUCGACACGUCAGACAGCUACAUCUUGGUUUUGGAGAGACCCAGCCCCUGCACAGACCUCCGUCAGUUCCUGAAUGGUCACAAUUGUCGACUGUCAGAAACACUGGUGAAACAAAUCAUGCGUCAGUUGGUACAGGCUGCUCGCCAUUGCAAUGAGCAUGGUGUCCUGCACCGUGACAUCAAGGCAGAGAAUAUUCUCAUCAACACAGAAACACUGGAGCUAAAGCUGAUAGACUUUGGCUGUGGGUGUUUGCUGCAGGACACCCCCUACAAAUGUUUUGCAGGAACUUGGGCGUACUGCCCACCUGAGUGGUUAUGUGAGGAACUAUAUUUGGGUGUUCCUGCUACCAUCUGGAGCCUGGGAGUUGUUCUGUUUGACAUGGUGUGUGGACACCUGCCCUUCAGUUGUGAGGAUGACAUCAUUGACCGGAACAUGCGAAUCGCUUCCGGCUUGUCUCAAGGUUGCCGUGAUCUGAUCUUGUGGUGUCUACACAGACAUCCUUACGUUCGUCCCACGUUCGAGGAAAUCCUCAGCCACGAAUGGUUUGAGGAACCUCAGAAGGAAGUCAAGGACCAGCUUCCUCUUCUGGAGAGCCAAAUUACACCAUGGGAGGUGUUUGAGUCACUGUACACUCCUGGAGAUAUGUUGGGUGAAGGAGGCUACGGGACAGUCUGUGCAGGAUAUCGUAAUGCGGAUGGCAAGCAGGUUGCAAUUAAAUACGUGAGAAAAAGUCCGGACAAUGACUUCAUCACCAUUUUUGGAGAGACACGCAGCCUUGAUUGGUUUGAGAUGUCCAACUGCUACAUCUCGGUCCUGGAGCGACCACGUCCCUGCACGGUUGUCCAGAAAUAACACCAAUAACAUUAACAUUAAUAACAUUAUUGAUUCCACAGUAGCGCCAAAACAUCUCUCACUGACAAAGUCAAUUGUUGUCAAAUGUUUUUUUACAGACAGAAAAAUCAAAUAUUAUAAAGUCAAUCUUA